Molecule: messenger RNA, 711 nt
Organism: Effrenium voratum
Lineage: Eukaryota; Dinophyceae; Suessiales; Symbiodiniaceae
Source: the annotation of a GenBank genome assembly
AUGAAGAAUCUCCUGGGCCUCAUCACCAUCGUGACCUUCGGCAGCUCCCUGGACGUCGCUGCCAUCCAGGCGGAGCUGCCCGACCGGAAGCUGGACUACAACAGAGAGUUGCAGGCGAUCGGCUUCGGCAACGUUUGCAGCAGCCUUGUGUGCGGCGCCACGGGGUCCUAUAUCUUCUCUCAGACCAUCUUCAGCGCCAAGCGGUCGGUCAGCAGCCGCGUCAAUGGCCUGGUGGUAGCCAUAGGCGAGUUCAUCCUUUUCUUUGCGCCAGUGGACAUCUUGCAGGUGCUACCCAACGCCUACGUAGGUGGCAUCAUGUGCCUCUUCGGUGUGGACAUCAUGACGGACUGGCUCUUCAAGUCCAAGCGCUUGAUGUCCAAGACGGAGUAUGCCCUUGUCUGGAUCUCCUUCGUCUGCACCAUGUACCUCACGGGCCAGCAGACCUUUGGGGUCAUCGAGGGCAUGGCCAUCGGCACCUUCUUCGCCGCGGUCUUCUUCGCGGUGCAGUUUGCCAAAGUGCAGGAGAAGUGGCACGAGGUGUCCAGCCGCUCCUCGGUGGUGCGGCGCCCGCAGGAGCGGCGGCACCUGAACGGCACGCGCCCUAAGAAUGAUGAAGGCGAUGCAGCACGUAAGCAGCAAUGGUGGCAGCAGCAGCAGCAGCAGCAGCAGCAGCAGCAGCAGCAGCAGCAGCAGCAGCAGCAUCAGGGGUAA